AAUACUUGUAGAUUCCAAGUGGGUCGAGUACUACCAGUCCACUGCUCAAUUGAUAAUCUAGAGUUCCAUAGCUGCAACCCAGACAUCAAAGCCAUGGCGUUGGCACUAGAUCUGGAGCGCGUGCUAUUGCAUAUACUGCCGAUGCCUGCGAUGAUGGCGCAGGGGCAACUACUAGGCAUGCCAAACCACAUGGAGAUGAUUCGAGACCGCCUCUGGAAUAUCAAUGGCACGAUCUUGGACGCUCAGCUUCGAGCGUUGAAGGAGCCGGAGUUGGAGGAGUGGGUGACCGACGUCGGUGCAGCCAUUGUGGACGUCGACGAUCUGCUCGGUAGGAUCCUUGACUGGCAUCCAAGACGAGGAGCGGCUGCAGCAUCGAAUCGCUCGUCACGCUCCAUCUGCAGCAUCCGAGUGGCCUCUCGCCAAGCCAUUCUAUUGGAGCUCAAGGAGAUGGUGCGCAGGCUGAACUGUCUGGUGAGGAGGGGGUCUGUGUUGGGCCUCUCGAAGGAGAUACUGGAGUCUGUGGAUCCACGACAAGAAGAAGAGUACUCCACCGUCCUAAGAGAAGAGGUGGUGGGACGCAACGAGGAUGUAGAAAAAAUCAUCGACAUUUUGCAGCAACAACAGUCUGGCGAUCGUGAUGAAUGGCUGCUCAUAGAUGGCAAUAAUGGGAAGACGACCCUUGCUCGGUUGAUUUACCACCACCCCUGGGUGCAGGAGCAAUUCCAACAUCGAAUCUGGGUGGAUGUCCCAAACAAUUUUUAUUUGGAUCCCAUGUGGAUCAUGAGAGAAUUCACGAGAUCAAUAACCGGGGAGCCAUGCGAGGACAUCUGGCUAUUCUUCGAUGGAAUCCAAGGAAGCAAAUACUUGCUCGUUCUGGAUGAUCUCUACGCCGGGGAGGAGAAGGAUAAGUGGCUCCAAUCGGAGAGCUUUCUAUUGCUCGUCGGCGUGUACAUAUGGUUGAGUAUACAAGAUGACGUGGUCAAUAAUGAAGACGUCUUCCAUGUGUUAGCUUCCGAAGGCCUUCUGUCGUAUUCAGACAUCGUAGGGACGGAAAGGAAAUAUAUGAAGGCCCCCGAUUCUGCACUGUUUUUAUUUAGUGUCAUAAAAUAUUGUUAUAUCUUGACGAAGGCUUAUUCGGAUUCAACAAUCCCACCACAAUGUUUCUAUCUACGUAUGUUGGUCGAUUCCAAUAAGAUCAUAUUUCCAACGAUCUUGUCAAGAGGGGUAAAUAAGUUAAGAGGUUUGAUAUUAGAACGGAAGGAGAUGGAUUUUCAACACAAAUAUCAUAUCCUACAUAUUCCAGAAGGUAUGUUUACCAAUCUUAUACAUCUACGUAUAUUAUGUUUACGAGCUAUCAGAGUCCAGCAGCUACCUGAUACAGUGGGCAAAUUGCUUGUCUUAAGAUACCUCAAUCUUUCUCAGUCCGAGAUCCAAGUACUUCCUGAAUCCUUGUGCAAGCUCAAGAAUUUACGAGUCUUAAAUCUAACCUAUUGUGAAAAGCUUCAGAAGCUACCGAAACGAAUACAUAAUCUUGAGAAUUUAUAUAUUUUAAAAUUAGCUUAUUGUACAAAGCUUCAAAUGUUACCUAUUUCGGUCACCAACCUUGUAAAACUACAAGAGUUAGAUCUGGAAGGUUGUCAAUGGCUUGUUGAAUUACCCGAGGGUUUGAGUAACAUGAAAAAAUUGAUAGAUCUCAAUGUGUAUAAAUGUCCAUUGAAUCAAAUGCCACAUGAAAUAAGUCAUAUGAGCUACCUUCUGAAGUUGUCUGGAUAUAACGUAAUUGGUGGUCUUGGAAAUACCUUCUCGAAGUUGCAAUUGUUGAUGAAUCUAAAAGUAUUAUGGCUACAAAAUCUUGAACAAGUAUCAAAAUUAGGAGAUGCUUCGACUCUUUUAAAAUUACAUGAUGUACUUCCACGACUCAGAUAUUUGAGGUUAAAUUGGAAAUGGGACAAUACGGAUGACAUGAGAACCUCUAAAUUGGUUUCGCUACAGGUACUCGAAGGCCUCCAACCCAAUCCAAACUUGAAAAAAUUAGAGAUUAUUUUAUAUGCCGGCAAGGAAUUUCCAGUAUGGAUAAAAAAGGGGUUUGACUAUCACCACAAGUUGGAAGAGAUCAAACUAAUCAAUCUCAAGAGAUGUAAAAAGCUACCGUCACUCGGAGGACUACACGAUCUCAAGAUUAUCGAGAUAAGUGGUAUGGAUUUAAUCGAUGCUAUGGAUGAAGCAUUCUACGGUGAAAAUGAAAAUGGGACAUUUCCUAAUUUGGAAAAACUCAUAUUGUCCGAUAUGCCUGCACUAGAAAAAUGGUUAAAGGUGGAGCGGCGACGAGAACUUUUGUUCCCGAAUCUUGAUGAAUUGACAAUAAUCCAAUGCCCAAAAUUCGAAGCUUUAGAGGUGGAUCUGGAGGUCACAAGAUUGAGUAUUUGGUUGGACAAUAAGAUGCUGCGGACAUCUGAAUUCAAGGGUUGGCAUAACCUCCAAAGUAUGGAGCACUUGGAGAUAGUUGGAUGCAAAGAGAUGAGGUGUUUGCCACAGGACAUGAAACGAUGUGUUAAACUUCAGAAGUUGAGAAUUAUCGGAUGUGACAAUUUGGACUGUUUGCCGGAGUGGCUGUCAGAAUUGGAAGAUCUGGAUUCUUUAUAUAUAUGUGGCUGCAGAGCUCUAUCAUCCAUGCCAGAGGAGCUUAAACGAUCGCCAAACGUCCAUGUUAAAGGUUGUCCGAAGCUGUGACUUUAACCAGCGGAGCAGAGUACGUUCUCCUACCUUGGAAUAUUUUAUGCUAGGAUUAGAGCAGAUUGAGAUAGAAUUAGCAAUAUUUCAUUUCACUGUUCAGAAAGCACCAUCUGAUUUCGGUAGCAGCAUCAAAUUGCAGAUGUUUGGGACUUGGAAAGGAAACAUUAUUCUGGAAUUCUCCAUUUCUUCCUGAUUCUUAUAAACAUUUAACCCUCCCUCCCUACCUAACUGAUGCUGUGAGGAAAAGAUUGACUAUCGUGCAAGGAUUCGUUUGAUAAAUCAAGACAAGAACAAAUAUAAUACACCUAAAUAUCGUUUUAUUGUUUGCUUUAUAUCCCGACAUUGAGUUGUUUAUAUUUUAUUUAUUUACAUUGUUUUGAUGUAUCAUUAUGUGUUCUUAAGUGAGUAUGUGA
Molecule: messenger RNA, 3146 nt
Organism: Musa acuminata AAA Group (dessert banana)
Lineage: Eukaryota; Viridiplantae; Streptophyta; Magnoliopsida; Zingiberales; Musaceae
Product: putative disease resistance protein RGA1
Exons: 2
Coding region: 94-2730 (878 amino acids)
Molecular function (GO): ADP binding; protein binding
Source: RefSeq, a predicted model, not a curated record